Molecule: messenger RNA, 3741 nt
Organism: Menidia menidia (Atlantic silverside)
Lineage: Eukaryota; Metazoa; Chordata; Actinopteri; Atheriniformes; Atherinopsidae
Source: the annotation of a GenBank genome assembly
CUGCCGUGUAGUAAGUUGGCUCUGACGUGGGAGCCAUUGUUAAAAGCCCAGGGGCCCAUUGUGCAGAGAGGAACAGCAGCACAAACAAAAUCCCCUCUGGUGGAACCAGGAGGAGGAGCCGAGCGGGGGACCCCAAGCAUUCUCAACAAGGACCCCACAGACAAAAAGCCAAAGACGGAAAAAGGCUCCGUCUCCCUCAAACAUGAGUUUGACCCCACAGCGGGGUCCUAUGUCGCCCUGACGGUUCUGGGAAGGCCUCCAGGGCUUACUCAGAGCUCCCUGGACGAGGAGAAGGAAGGGGAAAAGGAAGGGGAAGAUGCUGGCUCGCCCUGCUCUCUCUCAGCACCAAACUCCCCCACCCUGUCUGCCGGGGGGCAGGACAGCUCCCCGGGCAGCCCCCAGCUCCACGGAGUAAGACCAGACUCCAGUGCCCAGGCCCUGGUGGGUGGUCCUCCUUACCUUCUGAACCCCCUGAUUAUUGGAGCAGAGGACGACUACUUCGAUUGCCAGCAGGAGCAGAUUAACGGACAGUGCAGCUGUUUUGAAAGCAUUGACCUGCUGAAGUCUCGACCAGCUCACCUAGCAGUCUUCCUCCAUCACGUGGUGUCCCAGUUUGACCCCGUUCCUCUGCUGUGCUAUCUCUAUGCCGACAUGCAUAAGCAAGCCAACUCCAAAGAAAGUCGGCGCAUCUUUAUGGAACUCCACUCCCUCUUCUUAGAGCGAACAGCAAAUCUCAAAGUGGCGGUUCCUGAGACAGUGGCAGCUGAACUGGAGAAGCGGAAGCCGGAGUUGAUCCCAGAAGAUUUAUGUAAGCAGCACUCACAGGUGCUACAAGACUCACUUCUAGCAGACCUGCACAGAAACCUGGAAGACUUUAGACAGAAGCGCAGCAUGGGUCUCACGCUGGCUGAGGAUGAGCUGUCCAAGCUGGACUUGGAUGAGGGCAGAGACCAGCAGGCGUUGGAGAAGGAAUGCUCCUGUGCCGAGCACAUCCUCUCUAAGAUUGAAGAUAUCCUGUUGACCUCUCAGCCAUCAGAAGAGGAGAAGUGCCAAACUAUGCAGUAUGUGAUUCUCUCCUAUAUGAAGCACCUGGGGGUGAAAGUGAAGGAACAUCGUGGGCUUGAGCACAAACGUGCACGUAUGAAUUUCCUACCCAAGAUUAAGGUGAAAAGAGAAAAUCUGUUUUCCAACAUCCUUGGCCCCCCCCGGCGUCUGAGCAGAGUGGAGUCCACGUCAGUGGGGAAAGCCGUGGAGCUCAACAAGCAGAGGUCCCCAAAGCUCAGUCAGCAGGGCCCCGGGAUUCCAGACCCGCCCGACCCCUCUGCAGCAGGUCCCGGGAGGAGCCGGGCCAACCAGCUGAGUGAGGGGUCCGACACCAGCUCUCAGUCAGGGACCUCCACCCCCUCACUGCCUCACAGCCCCCCCGCCGCCCAGGCCCCCGAUAGUAGUGGACCAGAGGCAGACCCCAAUGUCUCUCCGUUGUGCGUGCAGCCCAGGCUGAGUGAUGGCGUGCAGUCUGGAGACAGCCACGACAGCCUCCCCAGUCCAGGCAGCCCCCAGUUCGACUUCAGCCCCUCCAGCCUGGAGCAGCAGGAGGAGGAUCAGGAGGCCAUCGGGUAUUUAGGUCGGAUGGAGGUUCACUGUGUGGGGAAUUCAGCCGACAUCCAGAGUGAGGAUGACCAGGCAGCUGAGUGGGAGAAGCUGUUCUACACUGAGCGUGCUCAUCUGCGCAUGCUGAGGGUGAUGGACUCGGUUUUUUGCCAGAGGCUGAACAGAGAUGGCAUCAUUCCACCAGAGGAGAUCAAACACAUCUUCAGUAAUCUGGAGGAAAUCAUUCAGCUGCACGUUUCUGUAACGGAGCAAAUGACGGCCAUCCGGAAGAGGAGCGAGACGUCAGUAAUUGGUCAGAUCGGAGAGGAUCUCUUGGUUUGGUUCAGUGAAGAAGAGGAGGAGAAGAUCAAAAGAGCAGUUGGCACCUUUUGCAGCAACCAGCCAUCUGCCCUGGAGCUCAUCAAGACCAGGAAGAGGAAAGACCAGAGGUUCAGCCUGUUCAUGCAGGAAGCGGAGAGCAACCGCCUGUGUCGCAGGCUGCAGCUGAAGGACAUCAUCCCUGUGGAAAUGCAGAGGGUCACCAAGUACCCUCUGCUACUGGACAACAUAGCUAAAUACACAGAGGAUGGCGAGGAAAGAGAAAAAGUGAGGAAAGCUGGCGAGUGUUGUAAAAAGAUCCUGAACCACGUCAACCAGGCAGUGAAGGAGGCUGAAAACAAACAGAGGCUGGAGGAGUAUCAGCGGAGGUUGGACUUGUCAUCUCUCAAACCCAGUGAGAACCCUGUGAUCCUGGAGCUGAGGAAUCUGGACAUGACCAAGAGGAAGAUGGUGCAUGAGGGACCUCUCUCUUGGAAAGUCAAUAAAGACAAAACAAUCGAACUCUACACAAUCCUCCUGGAGGACAUCAUAGUUCUACUGCAGAAACAGGACGAGCGUCUGGUGCUCAAGUUUCAUGGCAAGAACGUGGCCAGUGUGGCCGACACCAAGCACAUCUUCAGCCCCAUCAUCAAGCUCAGCACCGUGCUGGUGCGGCCUGUGGCCACCGACAACAAGUCUUUCUUUGUGCUGUCCAUGUCGGAGAAUGGGGCUCAGAUCUACGAGCUGAUGGCUCAGACGGUUUCUGACCAAAGAACGUGGCAAUGCCUGAUCACACAGUGUGCUGACACCAUGAAGGCCAAAGCUCACAACAGGAACAUCCCCCCAGCUCAGGCCAGAGCGGAAAGGGAUGCUAUUGAGAUUAUGGACCAGGAGAUUCCCAAACAGAGCAUGGAGCCCACCAGGACCCCCAGUGAGAGUAUCCCGUAUUCUGCAGAGAAAGACGCCCAUUCCGCUGAUGUACAGGUUCCUGUCAACCCCUUUGAUGACCUGAAAUCAGAAGACGAGGAGGAGGACCAGCCCGUUUUGAGGAGUCCAGGGAAAGAGGGAGAAGUAGAGGGAGAAGUAGAGGUUGAUGAGGCGGAGCUGGAGGCCUUCCUGGACGGGCAGCUGGCCGACAGACUUCUGCAGGAGGGCUCUCGUCAGGGCAUUGCCCUGGAAAACGAUGUGCACUCUGUGUUUGCCCCCCCCUCCUCCAAAGCUGAGGAGGCUCUGCGGACGUUGGCAGCGCUGAAACAGGCGCUCUUCAGCCAGCUGCUGAGCAGAGAAGCCCAGGAGGAUGCUGGGAGCCAGCAGAGUGAGUGUGUGGCUGUGAGCCCUGGGGGGCCCUGUGCUGCUGCUGCUGCCUGUGAGGAGGGCAGCGCCCCCGAAGCUCCAGGGAAGGACCCCCCCCAGGUGGCGCCGGCCCUCACGGGGCCGUGCGAGGAGGCGGAGCAUAACAGUAAGGCAGUGCCCAGUGAGGACCUGACCCCUGGUCCAGAGCGCUGGACCUCACAGGCGUUUUUUCUCCACCCAGAUGGCUUUGUGGUUGUGGAUUUUGGAGGGCCCCCCCGGGAGCCCAGCGCUGAUGAGCUGGCCGCUGAUAUCGGCAUUGACAUGAGGAAGCUGCUGUCCUCAUCCUCGCUAACGGGAAGUGGUGGCCCCAACCUCAGCCGGCAGCUCAUGACCCACCUGCGCCUCCUGCAGGCCGACCUGCAGUAUCUGAAGGAGGUGGAGAUGAAAUACAGCCAGCUGCGACAGAUGCACAGCGACUCAGACCACAACACCGGUGCGGGGGGGCGUCUCUGGCACAUAGGAGUGGAGGGGUUAUCGUAA